This is a messenger RNA of Agelaius phoeniceus (red-winged blackbird), 1104 nucleotides long. RefSeq names its product transmembrane protein 116 (gene TMEM116). Gene Ontology annotation, cellular component: plasma membrane. Gene Ontology annotation, biological process: adenylate cyclase-activating G protein-coupled receptor signaling pathway. Lineage: Eukaryota; Metazoa; Chordata; Aves; Passeriformes; Icteridae. Gene Ontology annotation, molecular function: G protein-coupled receptor activity. The record is from RefSeq and is a predicted model, not a curated record.
GCGGCGGCGGUACCCAUGGCCCUGCCGGCGGAGGCGGACCGGCUGGAUGGGGGCUGGCAGGAGGUCUACUCUGCGCUCCAGUGGAUCCAGUUCACCAUGGCCAUGCUCAGCGUUGUAGGUUCCAGCUCAAUUAUUGCCUACGCCGUCUUCCAAAACGCAGUGCGGUCCCCCGAGGUGCGUCCACUUUUCUACCUGAGCCUCUCAGACCUGCUGCUGGGCCUGUGCUGGCUGGCUGGGGCCCUGCUUCACAGCUCACCCACCUCCCAGCAAGACCUCAUCUGCUACAACCUGCAGGCCACGGGACAGAUAUUCUACGUGGCCUCUUUUCUCUACACUGUCAACUACACCUGGCACCUGUACAUGGACCUCAAGGUGAAAUACAACCAGAACCUCUGCAGGGUGCCCCCCCAGGUUGUAGAUUAUGCAAGUUGUGUUGGCCGAAUAGCCACGAUCUUGUCAAGCCUGAUCCCUUUCCUCCUCAUGGUGCCGGUGUUCUGCCUGGGCAACAGCAGUAACUGCUACCAGAACUUCAGCCAGAAGCACGGGUGUCUCCUGAUGCACACGGAGGUGGCCGAGCCGCCCGGCGAGCCGCAGGGCCUGAGCGGCUCCGUUUGCCGCGCGAUGCAUUUCUACGGCGUCGGCGUCUUCCUCGUCUCCUUCCUCGUCAGCUUCGUGGCCAUCCUGGUUAUCCUGAGUCAGGCCCGAGGGCUGUACAAGAGGUUUGUGAACUCCACAGGGUUCCUGGGGGAUCAGCAGUGGGCCAUGAUUAAGAUGGUGGAACAAAGGGUGGUUUUUUACCCCAUUGCCUUCUUCUGCUGCUGGGCCCCAGCUGUCCUCCUUGGAAUGCUGAAAUUGGCAGCUUCAACAACCAGCAAAAUCUACAUGGCUCUGCUGAUCCUGCAGGCUCUCACCGCAGCUUCCCAGGGGCUCCUGAACUGCCUGGUGUACGGCUGGACCCAGCACGCGUUCCUGGCCCUGAAGCGCGGCUCCCGCCGGGACGUGGACACGCAGACCCCGCUCCUGCGCUCCCAGAAGAAAUUCUACUCCAGCACAGCCCCGUCCGGCCCGCCCGAACCCGCGGGCUGCUCCUCCACCCUGCUCUGA